UUUUCAAAGGUAACAGUUGAGUGCAUUAACUAUCCCAACACGGUUUAUAGAUGAGCCGAUGAGCAAAAUUUAAGACCUCAACCGUACUCUCUUCAUGAAUCUCUAUAUAUAACCCGCCUUCAAGCUUCUUCUUCUCACCAGAAGUCAAUCUUUUAAAGUGUUAGAAAAAGAUGGCUUCUUGUUCUUCUAGGUUUCUUGUUUUCUUGAUUCUCGGUGUUCUUGUGUGCAACAUUAAUGCGAGGAAGCUAGUUGGGGGUGAAAAGGGUGGUUUUCAGGAGGAGAAGAAUUUUGUUCACCGUCCUAGACUUGGUGGUGGCGGUGGACUAGGUGGAGGGGGCGGUGGAGGAUUUGGUGGUGGAGGUGGGCUAGGUGGUGGUGCUGGAGGUGGAGCUGGGUUUGGUGGGGGUGCUGGUGCUGGAGGGGGACUAGGUGGCGGAGGUGGACUUGGUGGAGGUGGUGGGGGAGGGUUUGGUGGAGGCGGCGGUGGAGGAGUGGGUGGCGGGUCUGGUUUCGGAGGUGGAGCUGGAUUUGGAGGUGGUGCUGGAGCUGGUGGUGGACUAGGUGGGGGAGCUGGAGGAGGCUUUGGAGGGGGUGGCGGCGGUGGACUUGGCGGUGGUGCUGGUGCUGGUGGUGGUUUUGGAGCUGGAGGUGGCGCUGGUGGCGGCCUAGAUGGUGGAUAUCCUUAAAACACAUCACUCUUUAAGCUAUUGUUACUCCUUAUUACCAACAUGCACUCUUUAGUUAUCUUCCUUCCAAAUGUUAAUCGAGAAAUUCAAUAAGCUCUUUGAAGCAGAAAUGAGUUUAAUUUGUAGUUUAAUUAUUGUACUCGAACCAAAUGUAUGAUAAUUAUUGUGGUGUUUUCACCUUCGCUAAUAUUAAAAUUUCAAUAAUUUGUGCA
Molecule: messenger RNA, 898 nt
Organism: Mangifera indica (mango)
Lineage: Eukaryota; Viridiplantae; Streptophyta; Magnoliopsida; Sapindales; Anacardiaceae
Product: glycine-rich cell wall structural protein
Exons: 1
Coding region: 171-686 (171 amino acids)
Source: RefSeq, a predicted model, not a curated record